This is a messenger RNA of Pseudogymnoascus verrucosus, 1423 nucleotides long. RefSeq lists its product as uncharacterized. Bases 379 to 1251 code for a protein of 290 amino acids. The record is from RefSeq and is a predicted model, not a curated record. The transcript has 3 exons. NCBI's taxonomy places the organism in Eukaryota, Fungi, Ascomycota, Leotiomycetes, Thelebolales, Thelebolaceae. Gene Ontology annotation, molecular function: protein binding.
GUUUUUCCUUCUUAACGGUUCUGGAAGCAGAAUCAGUUGAAAAACAGCGCAUGGAAGACGGCUCGGCACAGCCUUAUCUGCACGUACGACGUGCUCCAUUAAAUGCUGCAUGAAACUGCUUCAGUUUAAGGCGUAGUAUUUAAAAUAAACCUUGGUUACGCUUAAGCUUGCUUUACGUAUGCCAUGCGAGAAUAAAACACCGCAAAUACCGCAAAUGCCAUGCAUAGAAGCGCAUAGUUCAGUUGUUAGGAUGCGUAUCCCUGUUACGACGUUGGUUGCCAGUUGCCAUAAACCCCCCCUUCGUCUCCUUGAAACCUUCGUCAUCAACAUCUUCAUCACAUAACCACAACCCAAGAAAGCAGAAACAAUAGACUAGCCAUGUCAUUCUUCAAGAAAAUAACUAAGGACUUCGAGAACCUUAUGGGUGAUGACAAGAAGCCAAAGGAUGAACCUCAGGCUGAUCAACAGCGAGCUGCAGACAACACCGGAUACGCACCACCUCAACCCCAAUACGGAGGUCCCCAAGGCCAAUACGGAGCCCCCCAAGGCCAAUACGGAGGUCCCCAAGGCCAAUAUGGUGCUCCCCAAGGCCAAUACAGCGCUCCUCAAGGCCAAUACGGUGCUCCUCAAGAUCACCAAUACGGCGCCCCUCCCCCCGGCCCUCCCCCAGGCAAAUACACCGCACCACCCCACUCCCAAAGCGCGCCCAUCCCGCCCACCCCCUCCCUCCCUCAAGGCUGGUCGGCGCUCUGGGACCCCGCCGGCUCGCGGUGGGCGUAUCUAGAGGUCUCGAAUAGCAAAGUCGUGUGGACGGUUCCUACCUCCCCUUCGUAUGGGGGGCACGAUGAUGGGACUCGCGGAUUAGAUAACAACCAUGGUGGUUACGAUGCUGGAUAUGGAGGGCAGGGAGGGUAUGGAGGACAGCCUGGGUAUGGCGGACAGGGCGGGUAUGAUCAAAGUGGGUAUGCUGGACAGGGCGAGUAUAAGGACCAGGAAAAGAAGAAAGAGAAGGACGAUAAGAAGAUGAUGAUGAUGGGUGCAGCUGGUGGCGUGGCCGCUGGCGCAAUCGGCGGUGCGCUGCUCAUGAAUGCUCUUGAUGAUGAUGAUGAGCAUCACGCUGCACCGAUGCAGGGAGAGCUGCCUAAGGAGACGGCGGAUGGGAGCUCGGUUAGUAGUAGUGAUAGGGAGGAGGUCGAGGAGGCGAGAGCGGUGUAUGAGGAGGCGUAUGAGGAUACGUAUGGUUCGGAUUAGGGGUAGAUGUUUUGUGCUUCUUUGUGAUGCUUUAUGACUCUUCACGAUGUUUCACUAUACUUUACAUAGCUUUGAGAUGAGAUAGAAUGCUCGUCCGUUGCUAGUAAAUGCCGCAAAGUCAUUGCCUAGUUUUCUUGUAAGGGAAAAGGGGGCAUACCUACCUGUCGGGAAC